AAAUAAAAUAAAAUAAUAAAUAAAUAAAAACAACCUAAGUGAAAUCAUCCUCUGCCAUUUCUUCCUGCGAAAUUGAUUUUGCUGAUCACACAUAAAUCAGAAUCCUCAGCCAACUCAGAAAAACCAGACAGUGAUUGAAAGAAUUAAGGAGAUGUUUUCUAUACCGAGUUUGUAUGAACUCGGUGCAUGUUCAGAUAAUUCCUACGAUAAUAAUAAUAAUAAUAUUCUACAAGGGGUUUUCACUACGCCGCCGCCAUUAACAGAAACUCAUGAAACCCUCAGCCCAGGAUCCACGGCGGAAGCUAAAGCAGCCGCCGCCAGCAACAGCCACAAGGAGGCGGAGAGACGGCGGCGGAAGAGAAUCAACGGCCACAUCGCCACCCUCAAAUCCAUUCUUCCCAAUACUAUCAAGACGGACAAGGCUUCUUUACUAGGAGAAGCAGUGAAGCGGGUGAAGGAGCUAAACAAGAAAACGGCGGAGCUAACAAACGGCGGCGAGGAGGAAGAUAACGGCGUUAAAACGGCGGGGGCGGCGGGGAUGCUGAUGAUACCGAGUGAAACGGACGAGUUGAAAGUGAGCCGGUGCGAGAAGACGGGUCUGACGAAGGCGAGUUUGUCAUGCGACGACAGGGCGGAGAUAAUAACGGAGAUGAUAACGGCGGUGAAGGCGGCGGAGGGGAAGGUGGUGAGGGCGGAGAUGUCAACGGUGGGCGGGAGAACAAAGAGCAUACUGUGGGUGAAAUUCGGAGGCGAAAACGACGUCGGAUUGGGGACACUUAGGAGAGGGCUGAGAAUGGUCAUGGACAAGUCAACUUUGUUGGCGGGUUCGGGUCAGGGUUUGCCGGGGAACAACAAACGGGCACGUUACUAUCACCUGUGAGUGAUUUAUAAUUUUUUUGUUUUUACGGUUCGGGUUUUUUUGUUGGGUGGGCCCCGCCCGGUAGUGAUGAUCCAUAUUUUCUUUUUUAGCAAGGAGUUGUUGUUAUCAUGGGUUUCAAGACAAGAACAUGGUUCGCUAUCAUGCUUGUUUUUUUUUUCUUUUCAAAAUGGUAAUUGAACAAUAUAUAGUACUUGUUUGGUGGUGAAAGGUAAAUCAAGUAAUUAUUGAGAUUUUGAAUUUUUGUUA
Erythranthe guttata (spotted monkey flower) is the source of this 1126-nucleotide messenger RNA. RefSeq names its product transcription factor bHLH30. Lineage: Eukaryota; Viridiplantae; Streptophyta; Magnoliopsida; Lamiales; Phrymaceae. Gene Ontology annotation, biological process: regulation of DNA-templated transcription. Gene Ontology annotation, molecular function: protein dimerization activity; DNA-binding transcription factor activity. The record is from RefSeq and is a predicted model, not a curated record.